CGAAAUCGACACUGCGACGGGUAUAACAACCGAUGAGCAACCGCAAGAUCCGGCACCGGCUCCUCGGAGCAAGAGAUCUCUUGCCUUUCACCUCUCAUUUCUCGCCGUGAUGGUCAAUCUCUUCCUCUAUGCUCUUGACGCAACCACGCUGGCCGUGGCUACCCCAGCGAUUGCAGCCAAACUAGGUGGCACGUCGUUGGAGUCAUUUUGGGCCAGCAUCUCGUACCUUCUUGCGGUGGUCGCUACGCAACCAAUGUACGCGGCACUGUCUGACAUAUUCGGUCGCAAGCCGCCUCUUUAUGUGGCGUUGCUUUUGUUCUUCGCCGGCUCUCUUGUUUUCGCUCUCGCUACAAACAUGGGUAGCGUCAUCGCGGGCCGCACUCUACAAGGUCUGGGGGGCGGCGGGCUCGACGUGUUAAGCGAAAUCAUCGUGACAGAUAUGACGACCCUGCAGGAACGUCCCCUGUAUCUCGGCCUGAUGGCUAUACCUACGGCAAUAGGAAGUGUGCUGGGGCCAACUGUCGGUGGUCUUUUCAGCAGUCUCGUCACAUGGCGGUGGCUGGGCUGGGUCAAUCUGCCUCUGCUGGGCAUUUCCUUCACACUCACCAUCUUCUUCCUUCAGCUUCGACCACUCAAAACUUCGCUUUCGCAUAAGCUGGGACGCCUAGAUUGGACGGGUAUGUCUCUUUUCACCAUCGGCAGCGUGCUCUUCGUUCUACCGUUGAGUUGGGCGGACAACUUGUACGCAUGGGAGUCGUACCGCACGAUAUUGCCUCUGCUGUUGGGUACUGCUAUUCUCGCCACCUUUGCUGUCUACGAGCGCAGACCGACAGCGCCCAUCAUGCUGUAUCGUAUCUUUCAAUCCAAGACUGCCUCCGCCACCUUUAUAGGCGUGUUUUUUCAUGGGAUGUCGCUUUACUCGUUGUUGCAGUGGCUGCCUCUCAUGUAUCAAGCCGUCAUGGCCCAGACUGUGCUGCAGUCCGCCGUGACGCUCUUGCCUACCAGCUUCAUCAGCGUGAUAGGAGCCGUUAUCGGAAUCUCAGUCGUUGGAAUGGCAAAUAUCGGCUACAGAUGGAGCAUCAGGUUGUCCUGGAUACUGACAACUGCUGGGACAGGCAUCCUGGUUCUGCUUGAUGCACAUUCAUCUACAACCUUUCGCACGGGGCCGCCCGUUAUAUGGGGAGCUGGCAUUGGUCUUCUUCUCCGACUCCUAGUUCUUCCCGUUCAAGCCAGUGUCUUGCACGUUGACGAAACGGGACUCGCGAUCGGUAUUCUCUUGACCUUUCGUCUGGUCGGCGGUCUCGUAGGUCUCGCGGUAUGCUCCAUCAUCUUCAGCAGCGUGUUCUCCCGCGACAUUGCCGCUCUUGGUAUGCUACCUGAUUCGCUGCUGCCUCUGAGAGACCCCAACACUGCCAUCGCAUUUAUUCCCACGCUCAGAACCCUCAAAUUGCCCGAGGACACCUUGCUGUCGAUUCGCCAGGCUUACUUGACAGCUAUCCAGCCAAUAUACUACGCCAUGACAGGAUUCAGCGGCCUUUGCCUGUUGAGUUCUUUCUUCGCCAAGGAUUUGAGUAUGCGAAAAACCGAGAUGGGCCAGCAGCAAUUUGAGGGUUGAUCGUUGAGAAGGCGACGAAGAGACUGAAGCUGACCCGAAAUGAAUAUCCCAUUUCUUCAACAAUGUGUAGUGGAUUAGAAAAUACGGAAGACAUGGAUCUUCAGGUACAGGGCCAUUGUGAGGCUUAAUCUUUACGCAGUGAGAAGCGAACGCGGCGGAAUUGCCUAAUCGGGAGUUCAACAAGCCUCGGACAAGCAGGAAUCUCACAGAUCGAACAUACUGUGAAGCGAAGGCCUAGCAACCAUGAAGAAACCCGUAGCUACUCCCUAAAUCGGUUUACGACUCAGUUUUGAACUCGCAACCAGGCUGCUUUUCCUCCGUGUCUUCCCGGCCUGAUGUUAGAAGUUUUGGCAAAGAAUCAGAGCUUGGUUAGCCGCGUUGACUUUUGAUACUGUUAUGAACCGUGACACACGAUAUCACUGUACACACACGCAGGACCCAGCUCGGCGAAUAAGAACCAUAUAUC
This is a messenger RNA of Pseudomassariella vexata, 2081 nucleotides long. Its product is annotated as major facilitator superfamily domain-containing protein. Bases 110 to 1615 code for a protein of 501 amino acids. Gene Ontology annotation, biological process: transmembrane transport. The record is from RefSeq and is a predicted model, not a curated record. Gene Ontology annotation, molecular function: transmembrane transporter activity. The transcript has 2 exons. NCBI's taxonomy places the organism in Eukaryota, Fungi, Ascomycota, Sordariomycetes, Amphisphaeriales, Pseudomassariaceae.